This is a messenger RNA of Glycine soja, 1602 nucleotides long. Its product is annotated as KH domain-containing protein At3g08620-like. Gene Ontology annotation, cellular component: nucleus. The transcript has 8 exons. Gene Ontology annotation, molecular function: mRNA binding. Gene Ontology annotation, biological process: regulation of mRNA splicing, via spliceosome. Lineage: Eukaryota; Viridiplantae; Streptophyta; Magnoliopsida; Fabales; Fabaceae. The record is from RefSeq and is a predicted model, not a curated record. The coding region runs from base 356 to 1288 and encodes 310 amino acids.
AUAGGUGACAAUCAUGUUUCAGCCUUGUAAGAUUACUAUCAACACGAUAAAUUCUUCCUCCUCUGAGUGUUUAUGGGAGCUGCAUAGACGGUUCAAAACUACUAGUUAAUCAGGAGUAAUGAUACAACAUUGCAUAUGCAACAGAAGUCAACAAAACAACAAUUAAAUCACACCUUGAGAGAGAGAGAUAGAUGGAUUGAGAGGCACCCUUUAACGCUUGCUUUUACUACUGAGCAACAGAAGGAUCAUUGAGGCCAAACCCCAUCUCAAUCAACCCUUUAUUUCUCUCUUAGUGCCUUGAAUUUUCUAUAGCCUUUCUGUGCAAAAUUUGCAUCCCUUAAUUCUUGUAGAAUUGAUGUCUGGUUUGUACAAUCAGAUUUCCUCACCUUCAACAGCAAGGGUCAAUUCACCAAACAUAAACAUGAGAAGCAAUUUUGAGGCUGAAAGUCAGUACUUAACGGAGCUGCUAGCAGAACACCAGAAGCUUGGGCCUUUCAUGCAAGUCCUACCCUUGUGUACCAGGCUCUUAAAUCAAGAGAUUUUAAGGGUUUCUGGAAAGAAUGGAAUGAUGCAGAACCAAGGGUUUAGUGACUAUGACAGAGUGCAGUUCGGAAGCCCCAAACCCAAUCUUAUGCCUUCUUUAGACAUACAACCAAAUUUUACAGGCUGGAACAGCUUGUCACAUGAAAGGUUAAGUCCAAUCUUACAUAAGGGGUUAGCUGGAGUACAAGGACUAAACGUGGAUUGGCAAACAUCGCCAGGUGUCCCAAGCUCUCACAUUGUGAAGAGGAUAUUGCGCUUGGAUAUUGCUAAUGAUAGCUAUCCAAAUGUAAGAAGAUAUGUAGAACAUUUUAAUGCCUUUUGCUGUAGCCUUAUGCAGUUCAAUUUGGUUGGAAGGCUUCUUGGCCCUAGGGGUAAUUCACUGAAGCGAGUGGAGGCUACCACAGGUUGCCGUGUAUUUAUCAGAGGGAAAGGUUCAAUAAAAGAACUAGAUAAGGAAGAGUUGUUAAGGGGAAGGCCAGGCUACGAACACUUAAAUGAACCACUGCACGUUUUGAUUGAGGCUGAGUUACCUGUCAAUGUUGUUGAUAUAAGGCUGAGGCAAGCACAGGAAAUCAUAGAAGAACUACUCAAACCCAUGGAUGAGUCACAGGAUCUCUACAAAAGGCAACAACUAAGAGAACUUGCUAUGCUGAAUUCCAAUUUUAGAGAAGAGAGCCCUCAACUCAGUGCUAGUCCCUCUACAUUCAACUCCAACGAAAUGAAACGGGCCAAAACUGACCUAUAGUAUGUGUCUACAUUGAGAAUCAUAGCAUAUUUGAUGUCAGUUCCUGCAUGUUAAUUCUGCAAAGCAGCAACAGGAAAACUUCACUAAAAGAUGGGAAGAAAAACGGGAGGGGGUACACAUAUUCAUUGCCACAAUCAAUUCAAUUGUAUCAAUAGACUUGUAAAAUUAGGAGAAUUUCGUUAUUAUUAUAUUUUGACCGAUUGAUUAGUAUAUAUAUCUGUAAUGUCUAUAAAUAUAACCCUGCUGGGACUAAACUGAUUAUUGUUAUUAUUUAAGUUUAUGAUUGAAUGGAAAGAACAGUUAGUUUGAUGUGA